AUGUCGCGCCAGCUUAUUUCGAGCGAGAAGUUCCCACCCAAGCCGCACAACUGCCCUGCGGUCAAAGUGCCCGGUCUUGUGUUCCUCGCCGGCCAAACAGCGACGGGUGAGAUUAAGCAAGCAACAAGGACCGUCUUGCAAAAUCUGAAGGAGGUUCUGGAGCUCUCGGGGUCAUCUCUCGAACAGGUGGUCAAGUACAAUGUCUACCUUGCAGACAUGAAGGAUUUCGCAGCUAUGAACGAGGUCUACAUUGACUUCCUCCCAAAGCCUAUGCCAUCACGCUCGUGCCUCCAAGCACUUCCUCCUGGUGACGGCACAGUCAUCGAGAUUGAGUGCAUAGCACAGGUUUAA
Molecule: messenger RNA, 351 nt
Organism: Diaporthe amygdali
Lineage: Eukaryota; Fungi; Ascomycota; Sordariomycetes; Diaporthales; Diaporthaceae
Exons: 3
Coding region: 1-351 (116 amino acids)
Cellular component (GO): cytosol; mitochondrion
Molecular function (GO): deaminase activity
Source: RefSeq, a predicted model, not a curated record